This is a messenger RNA of Topomyia yanbarensis, 1434 nucleotides long. RefSeq lists its product as uncharacterized. The record is from RefSeq and is a predicted model, not a curated record. NCBI's taxonomy places the organism in Eukaryota, Metazoa, Arthropoda, Insecta, Diptera, Culicidae. The coding region runs from base 1 to 1434 and encodes 477 amino acids. The transcript has a single exon.
AUGGCUUUGAAGCGCCAGCAAUGUCUUGAUAAGCGCCUGGCUCGCGAGCCUGAAUUGGCGAAAUGUCUUCACGAGAAAAUUCUGGACUACAAGGCGAAGGGAUAUAUUCGUAAGCUUUCGACACAGGAAGAAGUUAUGCGCAUGGAACGCUCGUGGUAUCUGCCGAUCUUUCAUGUUGUCAAUCCUAACAAACCUGGGAAGCUUAGAAUUGUGUGGGAUGCUGCAGCCAAGGUCGGACGCGUUUCGUUGAAUUCGUUCCUGCUGAAAGGGCCUGACCAAGUUACGCCACUUCCGGACGUCUUACAACGGUUCCGCGAAUAUCGUGUAGCAGUUUCAGGGGAUAUUCGCGAGAUGUUUCACCAAGUUCGGAUCAACAGUGAAGACCAGCAUUGCAAAAGGUUUCUCUGGAAUGAUGGAAAUCCAGGGAAUAACUCGACGACUUACGUCAUGCAAGUGAUGACGUUCGGUGCGAGUUGUUCGCCAAGCAGUGCACAGUACGUGAAAAAUCUAAACGCAGGACGGUUUAAGCACCAGUUUCCGGAAACUGUUGAGGCGAUCUGUAAGGGCACGUACGUUGACGAUAUGCUCUGUAACGUGGAAUCAGAAGGAGAGGCGGUAAAACUCGCGCAGGAUGUAAGGUCCAUACAUGCUGAAGGUGGCUUCGAGAUCCGAGGAUGGCUGUCCAACUCUAAAAAGGUAGUAGAUGCCAUGGGUGAAUGCAUCUUUUUCCAGAAGGAUUUGAAUAAGUCUAGCGAGCUGGCAACCGAGAAAGUACUGGGUAUGUGGUGUGAUACCAUCAGCGAUACACUUACUUUUAAAAUCCCGAAACGAUGCAGGCAACAGUUGCUUUCCGGAGAGGAAGCCCCUACGAAGCGUGAAGUACUACGAAUCCUCAUGUCGGUAUACGACCCGCUCGGACUUCUGGCAAACAUGCUAAUGUUCCUCAAAGUCCUUCUUCAGGAUAUUUGGCGCUCUAACAUUGGUUGGGAUGAACCGAUAGCCGGUCAACAACUUUCGAAGUGGAGAACGUGGCUCAGCGUGUUGAACAAGGAGAAAGCUUCCGUUCCGCGAUGCUAUCGAACGAUAACAACGUCGUCAUCUGUAAUUCAGCUGCAUGUUUUUGUUGAUGCUAGCGAAAACGGGUACGCAGCGGUCGCAUACUUUCGCUACGAAGAAGGUGACUCGAUAGAAUGUGCCUUUGUUGCUGCAAAAACUCGUGUCGCACCCCUGAAGUAUGUUUCGAUUCCUCGAUUAGAACUCCAAGCGGCAGUCAUUCGAAUGCGUCUGGCGAAAGCGGUUUCUUCGAUCGCUAUUCCAGUAUUCCAGUACAGAAACGGUUUUUCUGGACUGAUUCAAGAGAUGUCCUUUGUUGGUUGCGCUCAGAUCACAGGAAGUACAGCAAGUUUGUUGGUGCACGGGUUGGAGAAAUUUUAG